Phodopus roborovskii (desert hamster) is the source of this 577-nucleotide messenger RNA. RefSeq names its product coiled-coil-helix-coiled-coil-helix domain containing 1 (gene Chchd1). Gene Ontology annotation, biological process: mitochondrial translation. The record is from RefSeq and is a predicted model, not a curated record. The transcript is spliced from 3 exons. Gene Ontology annotation, cellular component: nucleoplasm; mitochondrial ribosome; mitochondrion. Bases 43 to 399 code for a protein of 118 amino acids. Gene Ontology annotation, molecular function: RNA binding. Lineage: Eukaryota; Metazoa; Chordata; Mammalia; Rodentia; Cricetidae.
UCACGCACAGCACCGCAGAGCGUACUGGGAACGCUGUGCAAGAUGGCGACACCCAGUUUGCGCUCCCGCCUGGCCCGUUUUACGAAUCCGGGGAAGCCCGUCCUGAAACCCAACAAGCCUCUUAUCCUAGCUAACCGCGUCGGGAACAGACGCCGAGAGAAGGGCGAGGCGACCUGUAUCACGGAGAUGUCGAUGAUGAUGGCUUGCUGGAAGCAGAAUGAGUUCCGUGACGAGGCGUGCAGAAAAGAGAUCCAGGACUUCUUCGAUUGUUCUUCCAGGGCUCAGAAAGCUGGGAAGAUGAAAUCAAUCCAGGAGACUCUGGAACAGUCUGAGAGUUUACCUCCCCACAAAAUGACCAAGUUGUUACAGAGAUUUCCCAACAAAUCUCACCUCAGCUGAAAAAUGUAGAAACAUUUUCAAUGAAUUAUCAUCUCUGAAUGGUAUAGAGAGGCAUGUUAGGGAUGUUUGUGUUUGAACUACCAUGCAUUUUUGAAGGGUAAACUGAGACAAAACACUUGUUCUUGUGAAUGAUCAUGUUCUAGAUGCUAUCUUCAAAUAAAACCCUCCAAAAGAGAAA